Molecule: messenger RNA, 4272 nt
Organism: Limanda limanda (common dab)
Lineage: Eukaryota; Metazoa; Chordata; Actinopteri; Pleuronectiformes; Pleuronectidae
Gene: tdrd12
Product: tudor domain containing 12
Exons: 35
Coding region: 1-4272 (1423 amino acids)
Biological process (GO): transposable element silencing; germ-line stem cell division
Source: RefSeq, a predicted model, not a curated record
AUGUCCAAAAUAUCUAUUCUUAAGGUUGAGAACCCCUCCUGUCUCUGGGGUCGGGCCGUUGGGAGUCGGGGAACUAAAUCAGAGACGACAGAGGAGUACGACAGUAUGUUGUCUCAGAUUAACCUCUUCUACCACGGCGUUACCAAGGACCUGUGCAAAAUGAAGCCCACGUCAAUAGAGGAGGGACAGGUGUGUGUGGUGUACUGGUCAGUGAUGAAGUUGUGGUGUCGGGCCGUGGUGGAAUCAAUUAUUAUGGAUUCUGUAUCCUGUAAAGCUCGCUGCCUGCUGGUCGACCACGGCGAACGUCUCGUCGUUGCUUCAGACCAGAUUCGAGUUGCUGUACAGAACUUCCUCCAGCUGCCGUUUUGGGUGAAGAGGUUCCACCUGGCACGAAUCCAACCAACAACCCUGCGAGUGUGUGUUUACCAGGAGAAUGCAGAGCUUAUUUCGACCGCUCUUUGGGACAGCUCAGCUACGCUUUACCUACACAACUUGCUACAAGCGUCAACUUGGACAGAGGCUGUGUUGCUUGAAUCUGACUCAGACUCCACCUCCAUCGAGCUCUACCUAACUAUUGGAAACAUCAAGAUCUGUGUGAAUGAUGACCUUGUGGCCAAGAGGUUUGCAUAUUACACUAGAGAGUCUGCGGAAAGCAGUGAGUUGGAUGAGGUGGAUCGAUUUCCCAACAUGUUGUCCUCCGGCAUCUUAAACCAGAGUGCCUCCACAACCUCACGCAAGCCGACAGCAGUAACACAACCACCUGCUGGGUUUUUGGGCAGUGAUAGACAUCAGGGUAGAGCAUGUGAUUGGCUGACAGCUCCCUGUUCGCCUCAGAGCCAACAGCAUGAGCUGAGGACCUCUAAUGGAGACUGUAGGCCAAACAUCACAGAAGAACAACUGUCUACUGGCAGCCAAUCACGGAGCAGCUCUCAGACUGCUGCUUCAGAGAGUUACCUGCUUCUUUGUUGUUUCCGUGACUUGUCAGAGGACACUGACUCCUCUCUGGCUGCAGCUCUGAGAAGAAACCUCAGUUUGUUUAAGUUCCUGAAGUUUCUGAAUCCUGGCAGCAGCUAUCAGCAGGCGACUCACCGUGUGGGUGAGCUUGAAGAGCUGAAUGACUGUCUACCCAAAGAGCUGACUUCGGCCUCCAGCCCCUGCACAGGACAGGAAGACUGCAAAGGUAGUUCGGUAGAGUCAGGACCGGCAGAGACUGAGAAGAGGAGGAGCAGUGAAUUGGCCGGCACUUGUUCACGGCUUUUGGAGUGGUUGAACCCGGAGCCUCUGAGCCUUGAUCCAGAAGCUGCAGAUGAUGCUGUUGCUGCCAGUGAGUCCAGGUCAAAUGGGGUUCUGGUGCACUCUGCAAUCCCAGUUCAGCCCUGCACCAGUUUGGAUGAUGCCCCCAUCACUGAAACUCUCCGCUUGGUGCUUCAGAGGAAGAAGUACAGCACUCUGUCUCCAGCUGACUGUUACAGCUGGCCAGCUGUGUCUCGAGGAUGCAACACCAUCAUCGUGUCCCAAGUUGCUGACCAGCCGCUCAGCUACCUAGCACCACUCCUCACCCACAUCCUACUCAACUCCAUCUUCAGUUCCCUCACCUCCAGCACAGGGCCCAUUGCAGUGCUGCUGUGUCCAGGCUGGGAGAAAGUCCAGCAGGUGUAUGACCUGCUGGAGGAUUUCAAGAUCAGCCAGGUGCUCCAUCCCAUCGUCCUGCUGCUGGGUGUUGGGAAGGACGAGGCCAAGACUAUCAGGAUCCCGAAGAACUGCCUGCUGUUAGUGACCACACCCUUUAGUUUUGUCCGUCUGCUGUCUUGUCACUGCUUCAUGUUCCUGCGACUUCAUCACCUGCUGUUGGAUGAGGCCGACCAGCUCUUCACUUUCGCUCCGGAUGAGAUGGAGAUCAUUUUGCAGCAUUUCCAGAAGGUGACCUCCAGCGAGGAGAAGGCCUCCAGUCCUCAGCAGCUUGUUGCCGUGGCGAAAAGAUGGACCAGUCAAAUGGAUGGAUUGUUAACCAAUCACAUGCCAUACCCCUGCAUUGUUAUGACUGUCCCUGAGGAAGCUGCUCUCUAUGGUAACGUUCAGCAGUUCAUCCUCAUGACUCUAGAGAGCAGUAAGAUCUCAGAACUGUUGGGGAUGUUGGAUUUCAGCCCAGAUGUUGGACAGAAGACUCUGAUCAUAGCCAACUGCGCUCAGGAAGUUGAAGAUGUUUUCAAGGCCGUGAGUCACAAAUCUGCUUUCUGCCUCAAGACUCACGAAGGAUUGCCAUACCAGUUCGACUUUGUCAUCCAGCAGUGGAGGAAAACCAUCGGGCCUGGAACUCAUGUUAUUCUGGUGACCACCAACGAAUGUCUGAAGUGUUUUGGAAUCAGAGAUGCAUCUUGCGUCAUCCACUACGGUUUCCCCACUUCUCCCAAAGUGUUUGGCAGUCGACUCUUCAGCAUGUCUGAAAACUUCAGAAACCUCUCGGAACGGGAUCAAACAGCGAGCGUCCCUCCUGUCACCAGGUCAGUGCUGUUGAUCUCAGAGAGGGACGCUCCUCAUGUUGUGGGGGUUGUGCGUUACCUGGGACGAACUAACGCCUUGCUGCCCCCUGAGCUACUGUCUUUCGGCCAGGGCAUCCAUAUGGCAAGGGAGGACCUAAAGACCAACAGGCCUCUCUGCAGCUACCUGAAGAGCCUUGGAGUCUGCAGAGACAGUAGAACAUGUCCCGACCGUCACAAGUUAAUUUCCCAGCUGGACCAGUCCGACCUUCCUGCAUCUGGUGUCAUAGAAGUUUUACCUCUCUAUAUCAAGACGGCAUCAGUCUUCUAUGGUCGCAUCAUCAGGAAAGAUGAGACUGGUUUUGAUGGCUUAGCAUCUGAGAUGGCUUCUUACUAUGCUGAUAAGAAACCAGGAGCCGGCACAGAGUUGUCGGAAGGAGGCCUAUACGCUGUGCAGGAGGACAACACCUUCCACAGGGUGAAGAUCCUCUCCGUUCCCGACAGAGGUGACCGCUUGUUUUUCACGGUCUUCGUGCGGUUUAUUGACAAUGGAAAGGAAGAGGAGGUGAAAUCCCAUCAGAUCCUUCAGCUGCCGGAGCAGUUUCACUCUCUGUCCUGCCAGGCUGUGGAGAUCAUUGUCUGCCGCGUCAAACCAGUUGAUGCCGAGAUCGACUGGCACCCAAAGGUCACCAGAGCCAUCAGUCAGAAGAUCCGAGGUCUGCAGCACCGCACCAGAGCAGUUCUCAGUCUCGGAAACACUGUCUUUGUUGAUCCCAUGGUCCGGAUGAGCCAGGUGCCCGGAAUGAAAACUGUCAUCAACGAAUAUAGUGUCCAGUCUGAGAUUCUGAAUACUGGAAUGGGAGUCGGCAACCCGGAGCAUCUAAAACUGCUGAGGGCACUGUGCCAGGAGGGGGAAGACAGCAGCCGCAAAGAGGCAGGCCCCAACUAUGGAUUGAAGGACAACUCGGUGUCUCUUGAAUUCAGGAUCAAAGCUGAGGAAGAAGUUCUGGCUGAAGUCUUCAGAGCAGCCAAGGCCAGGAAGCUCUCUGACCCUCCUCCACUCGAGCCAUGUGUGCCAUUAAGUCCAGUAUCUCCAAUGAACCACACCCCAGUCCCAGCACCACCAGCUUGUCAACUCCGCCUGUUCCCAGUGUUUGAGCAGGAAGCUCUUUCAGAAAUUCAGGCUGCAGAUGAACAGAGAUACAAUCGCACUCCUGAUCUAAAGUCAGCUAAACAGAUGAUGAGGAACAGAGAUGGAGGUGAACUUUGUCCCAUGACCAACCUGGCUGGUUGUCUCAACUCCUUCGAUAGUGGUAUUCCUGCAGGUGGCAAUGAAAGUCAAAGCCAGCAGGUCACCGUCAGCACUAAUGAAAAAAACUACGAUGAAAAAAGUUUCCAUCCUCAGAUCCGCUGGUACCAGACGUCCGACGCUGUGAUUGUAACAGUGAAGUUGAUGAACCCAGAGAGUCAGCGCUGUGACUUCUACCUUGACAGGGUCAUCUACAGUGGCAGAGUGAACAGUCAGUCCUACAGAGCUGACCUGGAGCUUCAGGGCAACAUUGCUGUGGACCGCUGCUGCUGGGAAAUGAAGUCCAAUGAGCCAGUCCUCAAACUGUUCAAACAACAGCAGGGGCACUGGGAAAAACUGCUCAGGAACAAGAAUAUUUUUGUGAGUUAUGAUGUGGAGCAUUUUGAGAAGAAUGAAGACAAAGCACCAAAUGGUCUGUGGUUUGUGGCGAACACAGGAAAGGAUAACUUGUAUGUGAACUCAGAGAGUGGCAGUGAGAGUGACUGA